Molecule: messenger RNA, 348 nt
Organism: Thecamonas trahens ATCC 50062
Lineage: Eukaryota; Apusomonadida; Apusomonadidae
Exons: 1
Coding region: 1-348 (115 amino acids)
Molecular function (GO): RNA endonuclease activity
Source: RefSeq, a predicted model, not a curated record
AUGAUGGUUCUGGUGGUGACGAAUGGAUGGAGGCAGUCGACCCGCCGUAGACGCAACCAGAUCGGUUCGCAGGAUGAGGCUGGCAGCACGAGCGGAACCAAGUGCAAGUGGCCCAUCUGCGGCUACGGAUGCUCGGCCUGCUGCUCGGUUAUCUCGGCCUGGGGUCUGGUCAUGCUCGCUGUCCUGGGCUUCUUGUUCUCUGGCAACGAUAACCUCGUCGACCCGGAGGGCGAGAUGAACAAGUCCGACAAGGAGAAGACAGGCACCGCCUGCUACAUCGCUGCAGGCAUGUACCUUGCCACCUUUAUCUUCUCGGUCUGGCAGUUCAAGCUCAAUACAUCAAAGUAA